UCGGCUCAUGAAAAGUUCGGCGUCUGAGCGUACUGAUCACUCUAAUCAAUUCUCAAGAAGACGAAACGAAACCUACGCUACAAAUAUUCGAGAGAUAAAAUGGCGACAGUGCUAUAGAAGUAUAAAAUGUCAAUAAGGAUAAAUAAAAGGAGAAAUAAUUUGACGAUUGGGCACUUAGUAUUAGUGGUUGAUUGAGCCUGGUCCCUACCCGCUGUCACUCCUGCUGUGGAUUAAUUAUUUCCCGCCCUUUUGUUUAACAGCUGGACAUGCGCGCGCUAGGUCCACCGACCGGAAGUCUAGACGUUUGGAAAUCAGCUGAAUUUGUUCGAAUCUUUCGUUGCAUUCAUUGACUUCAAUAACGAUGGAGGAAAACGGCCCCGAAAUCUCUACAAUUGAGAUGCACACAGGAGGCGAACCGCUCAGAAUAAUAGUUUCUGGCUACCCCGAGAUCAAAGGAGACACUAUUUUGGCCAAAAGACGGUACGUUCGAGAACACCUCGAUCACCUUCGUAAGCUGGUUAUGUUCGAACCUCGCGGACAUUAUGAUAUGUAUGGCGCUGUGAUCGUCCAACCACACAGCGAAAUGGCCGAUUUGGGAGUGCUGUUCAUGCAUAACGAAGGGUACAGCACGAUGUGUGGACACGCUGUUAUCGCUCUUGGUCGAUACGCUGUCGACUCGGGUCUUCUCAGCACAGACGUGUCGCGUUCGAGUGUUGGUGAAGUACCUGUGUUUAUCGAGUGUCCUUGCGGCGUGGUGAAAGCUUUAGUCGAUAUAGAAGAAGGAAAAUCAGGCCGUGUUCGCUUCGUUUCUGUCCCUGCAUUUGCGUUUGGGCUUGACGUCGAGAUCAACACGGAGAAGUUUGGCAAAGUGAAAGUUGACAUUGGGUUUGGAGGUGCUUUUUACGCCAUCGUCCCUGGAGACCGAUUGGGUGUUGACGUGCGAUCUUCCCGAAUAAAUGAGAUCGUGGAUGCUGCCAAUGUGAUCACCAAUGCGGCCAAAAGUCAAGUUAGGCUGCAUCACCCAGACAGCGAAGAGCUAGCUUUUCUGUACGGAACCAUCAUAACCGACGGAAAAGACAUGUAUAAUGGCGAUCCACAGGAGACAACAGCGAACGUUUGUGUUUUUGCCGACAGCGAGGUAAGGCUUCUAAAUCCAAAAUAAGUGAAGCUUUUAAAGGUGAUUAUCCUUUUAUUGACUCCUCCAGCGUAGUCCGUGUUAUUCUUGUGUGAAAUUGCCCCAAAUGGAAUUUCUGUUAGGAAACUUAUAUAGGAAGUUUAUAUUUUCUAUUGCGUUCUGAUUCGUGAUCAAACAUGAGGGGAGUUUGAAAUUUAAAUUUUCGCGGAAUUUGUUUGCCUUUCGCAGCUCGAGGAGUUCACUUAAGAUUGUACUUUUUCAGAAGUACUGAACCAUUAUCUGAGGAGAAAUACAGUGAUAAAUAAAGUGAAAAAAGAGACAAGAUUUCUCUGUACUGUGUUUGCAAUGGUCAGUUCUAAGAUACAGCUGAGAUCAAAAAAUUUAACUUGAAUAUUUUAGUGCUUUGUCUAUGACUUUACAGUGAGCUUCUAUCGAGGUUGCAUUGAGCUUUAUUUCAGUUUUCUACAAAAC
Molecule: messenger RNA, 1606 nt
Organism: Orbicella faveolata
Lineage: Eukaryota; Metazoa; Cnidaria; Anthozoa; Scleractinia; Merulinidae
Product: trans-L-3-hydroxyproline dehydratase-like
Molecular function (GO): hydro-lyase activity
Source: RefSeq, a predicted model, not a curated record